This is a messenger RNA of Zasmidium cellare ATCC 36951, 423 nucleotides long. RefSeq lists its product as uncharacterized. NCBI's taxonomy places the organism in Eukaryota, Fungi, Ascomycota, Dothideomycetes, Mycosphaerellales, Mycosphaerellaceae. The transcript has a single exon. Bases 1 to 423 code for a protein of 140 amino acids. The record is from RefSeq and is a predicted model, not a curated record.
AUGGACUGUGAAGGGAAGUAUUUCAAACAGUCGCCGAUUUCUGCAAUUCCCACUCUUCGAAUUCACGGAACUACCGCCGCUGUGGUCACGAAUGAGAGCCUCGAUGUUGUUGACCUUUGCAGACGUCGAGACGUCGAGAUCGUGGCAAGGGUCGGCAUCUCCAACUUCCGAUGCUUGGCAACGUCUCCACACUCUUCACGAACAACACCUCCAACAACGCCAUCCACAAUCUGUCCCACCUACGGCUCUCCCCUUCCCGAGGACGGAUACGACGACUUCCAGUAUAUCCACAUAACGGGUCGACGUCGCUCGUAUAUUAAUCUGCAACAGACGACUCAGCUUAAAGAUAUACAUGGCAAGGCACCCACCGGAUGCACUGGCUUUCGCAAGAUUGACAUCGUCAUGACUUGUCUCAACCGAUAA